CUCUCUGUAAGUAGUGAUUUAUGUUCCAUCACAUCCUUCCUUCCCAUUGCUAGCAACUUGGUUUUGGAAAGCCUACCAAGUAAGAUACUACGCACAUCUCAAAAUAUCAGUAAAACUGAGCGUCAUCAUUUGGUCGCAUUUUUAAUGGAUAAUGAACUUGAUGCAUUUGCCAUACCUGAAGCACUGGUUUCGGAAGUAAAGCGCAGUCUCUCGUUACCACAUGAAAUGAAAUCAUCUGUGACUCCACAAUAUAUUAUUGACGAACCGUCAAGUGCAGAACGUCUCAAACAGCACUUUUGUGAACCAAUUAAGGUGGAAGAAUACGAAUCACAAAAAAAGGAUGUCAAGAGCCAUUUGUUAUCUUUACUGGAAAGUAUAUUAACUGAUGAGAAUCUUUCACUUACUGAACGGAAACAACGUCUUAAGAAGUUUAAAAAAACGUAUCCUGAGAUCUACGCCCAGAAAUUCCCAUCUCCUGCUUUACAGAAGACUCGACUUAUCGACCGAAUCAGAAACUUCCAUCUUUAAUU
Messenger RNA from Thelazia callipaeda (thelaziosis nematode), 530 nucleotides. The record is from the annotation of a GenBank genome assembly. Lineage: Eukaryota; Metazoa; Nematoda; Chromadorea; Rhabditida; Thelaziidae.